UAUUAUGAAUUUGAUCAGCUUGUUCUACAGUACAUUAUUAUUAUUAUUAUUAUUAUUAUUAUUAUUAUUUAUUAGAAGUCCGAAUCAGAUCUUGAUUGGCCAAUGCAGGGAUAUAAUUUUUUUUUUGCUAUUGCCUGUGCCAAGAAUAUUAUAUGCAUGUACUAAGCUACAAUAUAUAUUGUGAAACAUUCCACAGUUCACACUUGGUGCAGUACACAUUGAGAAGCAUUUGAUAUACUGUAACAUGGGGCACAACAUGACAGAAAAAUUAGAAGGCAUAUGGACAUUUUUAUGUUUCAUUUAACUUAAAGAAUUGGCAGGUAUUCUCAGGGAUAUUGCAACAAUAGGCCAUUCAGUGGUCUUACAGGUCUUACAGUGACUUGGACAUUACAGGUAGUGUGGAAGAUAAAAUACUGAAACAUUAUAUUGAGAAGUUCUUUGUUUGGAUUCAGCAAUAAUGUCACAAAGUAAAUGUGUUGUCUGUAAACUUGUUAAGACGAUAAAUGUAAACUGAGUAAAGUAUGAAAUGCAGUACACUGUGGAUUGCAUAACAGUCUUGAAAGAAGUAUUUGUUAUGUCUAAAGCCUGACAUGCAAUACAUGCAACUUGCAAUCAUUCUGCCAGAAUCACUGUGGUUUCCUUAAUGUCAGUUUGCAAAAUGCAAAUGCUUUCACACUGGAUCCUUAUCUACAGUAUGUGUAAGCAAGAGAAGAGUUCAAUUUUUUUCUUUAUACAACAAGAUUGGCUUGUUGUAAUUUUUUUUUUUUUUUUGUCUUAUUUUUCUUUUCUGCCUGAUGCUUUUUGUGCAAUAUUUGGAGCAAAAUGGAGUUUUUCCUCUUUUAGAGAAUGUUUAAUGAAACAGCUUAUGUGAUAUAAUAACAGAUCCAAAUGUAGAUGAUGCCAUGGACAAUUCUUCAUAGAUAGCAAAGAUGACAUCAACCAGAUUUAGAAGACUUCCCAGUCACUGAAAAGACAUGCAGUCACCUUCACUUCUUUCACAUUAAGCCCCUGACACUGAGGAAAGCACAGACCACAUUGUUAAAACAAUUACUUCAGGAAGAGCAAACCAAACAGAUAGUGAACAAAUGCCACAGUCUACUCAUCUUCUAAUUGCUACUUCUGGUCACAUAAUGUGAUGUGCUGGUUCCAUGAACAUGACAAUGAGUUUAGUCACAGCGUGCUCCACUGGCCUUCACAGUCACCAGUUCUUAAUCUAUAAAGCACUUUGGCAUGUGGAGGAACUGCAUGCAACACAUCCGUCACAUCCGCAGCAACUGCUUGAAAGUAUCAUAUCAACAUGGACCAAACUCAAUAAGAACAAUAAGAAAGCUGAUAAUACAUUUCAAACAGACAAGAGAAGGAAGCAGAUGACAGAAGAACAGAGGGAGGAAAUGGCCAAAGAGAUUGCAACAGAAGAAAAGGGGCUUCAACAAAAAGUAAAGCAGCUAAUUCAGAGACUUCAUCUUGAGAGCUCUCUUUCCUAUAAACUGAGAGCUGCAGAUGUUCUUCAGUUAACGGCACAUUCAUUACAGUCUCAUGAGUCUUGUGCUGAGGAGGAACUGUUUCGGACCUUCCUACAAAAACUACUGAUGAUGGACUACAAAGCAAGAUACAUUAACAAAGAAUCUUUAAAAAUGGAUUACAUGCAUCAAAGACACAAUAAUUCAUCUGAAGACGAGGAUGAAGCAUUUGAUGAUAUUUUUAAAGAUUCAUGUUUUCAAGGAAAGAUACAAACAGAUUGUGUUCACUCAAUGGACGUUCAGAUGGCCGUGUUUCAUUGUGCUGAUAGUUUCCUGAAGCAGCUGAUGGUGACUAAACUGUCACAGUGUCAGUAUGCUCUGCCUCUGCUUGUACCGGAUCCAUUCACACAACACAUUGAGUUUCCUCUCUGGACAUUUAGACAAAUCAACAAGAGCUGGAAGACAUUUGAUGAUACAGGGGAAAUCAUCAGUAAAGUCCAGUCAGUCUGUAAGGCACAAACUCCAAUGGUGUGUUUCUUCAGGUUUGGAUCAGUGUCCUCAUCCAAGUCUCAGCUGAUGAACAGUCUGAUCAAUGAGAAACACAACACGUUCUUCCACAGGAACUGCCCAGGCAGCAGCAGAACCAGAGUACUGAUGGAUGGAGUGGUGGAGAUCGCCUGGUACUGCCCGUCUGGAAAAAACACAGAUAAAUGUAAUGACUGUGUGGCGUUCUGUAAUCUACAUGGUGAUGCAGGAGACCAUGAGAAACAGCUGGAGAUCCUGACGGAAAUGUCAUCAGUCAAUGUUGUUAUUCUACCACAACUUGAAAGGAAUGACAAAAGUGCAACAAAAAUCCAAAAUCUGUACAGAGACAGAAAGCCACUUACUUGCCUCCUUACUGAGGAUGAGUCUACUGUAUUUAGGAUGAGGAAUGGAAAAUACAAAAUAGGUUUGAAAGACAGAAAUCAGUCAGAUGUAUCUGAAGAACUCAGAAGAGCUAUAAAUGAUUGUCUCUCAAUCUCAUCUUCAGAAUCAACUUCUAUUUUCAGACUUGAAGAUGUGUCCAAACACUCAGAUAUCAGAGUAGAUGAAGAUGAUGAUGAAGACUGCAGGAUGGCAAAAGAAGCAGCACAGCAGAUGAUGAGAUUACUGGAGAAUAAAGAUCUGACACAAAUCAAAGAAUCAUUUCUGCCCUGUCAGGGAAAACUGUGGCAUCAGUGGUGUCAGACGAACAAAGAACUUCAUCGACCUCAAGGGAGUGAACUAGAAAGGGAAAUAAGUAGAAAACAAACAGAUAAAAAGAAAAUCCGUAAGCUACAACAUGAAUCCGAGAUGAGCGGGUUUAUGAAGUGCUUUAUCAAAGAAAUUAACUUGCAUGCUGCAAAUAAAAACAUUUAUUUUCUUAAAUGGCUCGGAAUCCUCUUGGAUGAAUACACCUCAGUUGAACUUUCUGCUCUACAUCACAAGUAUGAUGAAAUGUGGUCAAGAAUCUUAAAACUGAAAGAGAACAAUGAAAAAUCUGAGCAACUCAGGUUUGAACAAACAGAACUUGAGAAAAUAUCUGAGGAACUUCAAGCAGCAACCUUUGGUUUGGAGCACAUCCUGAGAGAGAUUGGUCAGAUCUAUGAAUCAUGUUCAUCAGUGAAGAAGAACAAGAAAGAUCUGCAGAUUCACUUCACUUCCCUCCCAAGUCUUGCAGCAGAGAUGAUGAUCUCUGGAUUUCCUCUGGAGCUGAUGGAUGGAGAUGCUGCUCAUGUUCCUCUGAUCUGGAUCUCUGCUGUUCUAGAUGAACUCAUCAGGAAACUGGGAGACCAGAGAGUGUUUGUGCUGUCAGUUUUAGGGAUUCAGAGCUCUGGGAAAUCCACCAUGCUGAAUGCCAUGUUUGGACUGCAGUUUGCCGUCAGUGCUGGCAGGUGCACCAGAGGAGCUUUCAUGCAGCUGGUCAGAGUGACAGGGGAGAUCAAAGCACAGUUGAUGUUUGACUAUAUUCUGGUGGUUGAUACUGAGGGACUUCGUGCUCUAGAACUGGCUGGAAGAUCAACAAGACAUCAUGACAAUGAAUUGGCCACAUUUGUUGUGGGUCUUGGGCAUCUGACAUUGAUAAACAUCUUUGGAGAAAACCCAUCUGAGAUGCAGGACAUUCUUCAGAUUGUUGUUCAGGCCUUCCUGAGGAUGAAGAAGGUCAGACUGAAUCCCAGCUGCAUGUUUGUGCAUCAGAAUGUUUCAGACAUCACAGCUAAAGAGAAAAACAUGGAGGGAAGGAGAAGAUUGCUGGAGAAACUGGAUGAAAUGACAAUUCUUGCUGCUAAAGAGGAAGUCUGUGAUGCAGAAAGAUUCCAAAAUGUAAUUAAUUUUGAUGUUCAAAAUGAUGUGAAAUAUUUUUCACAGCUUUGGGAGGGCAGCCCACCCAUGGCACCACCAAACCCAAUCUACUGUGAAAAUGUUCAAGAUUUAAAGGAAACUAUUCUUUCUCAUGCCUCAAAAUCAGAUGGCAUGAUGUUGACACACCUGAAACAACGUAUUCAAGAUCUCUGGGAAGCUUUGCUGAAUGAACGAUUUGUGUUCAGCUUCAGAAAUUGUCUUGAGAUUGCAGCAUACAAGAAGCUAGAGACAAAAUACUGCAAGUGGACCUGGAGUCUUCGCAGUGCAAUGCUGGAAAUUGAGAACAAGCUACACAACAAAAUAGAAAAUGAAACAAUUCAUGAGAUUCAGGAAACAGAUCUUCAAAGAGAACUGAAAGAGAAAAGUGAAGAAGUGAAAAAAUCUAUGUUGGAAUUCUUUGAGAAAGACGAAGAAAAAGAAAUUCUGAUACAGUGGAAAGCUUCAUUUGAAAUAAAAAUCAAAGAGCUUCAAGAAAACAUAGUGAGGGAAUCAAAGAGGAAAUUAAAUGAGAUUCUUCAGCAGCGAGAUCUGAAGAAAAAGAUUGAUGCUCAGAGGACACAUCAUGAAAACACUCUCUUUGAAAAGAGCAAAGAACUUGCCUUAAAACUCAAAGACAAAGCAAAUGAUGAAGAAACACUGAAGAAAGAGUUUGAUUCCUUUUGGGAAGAGUGUGUAAAGAAGAUCAUCACAGACACUCCUCAAUUCAAAGACAUUAACAUAUUAAGAGACUUGAAAGAGCUCCUCAGUGACAUCUAUAAAAGUGCUCCUGUAGACCCCAAGAGGGCAAGCAGGGAUAUUUUCCUUGUGACAAAUUUUUCAGAUUAUGUACAGUUAAAGAAAUCCAGUGGAAAAACAGGACUUGUUAUAAAUUUCUACAGAGGAGCUAAAGAGAGGCUUGGUUUUUCUCUGUCAAAAGAGGAUGAAACCCAAAUAAAAACUUUAAUUACUGAUGUAGCUCACCAAACAGACAAAAUGAUUAUGUCAUACAAUAUUGCAAAGAUGGGAUACAACAAAAGUUAUAUUCAAAAAGUCACAGAUUACAUCAUGACAAGAGUAACAGAACAUCAACAAGGACCAGUGAACUAUGUGUUCAAUAUUCAGUUCUUCAUGGAUUUGGCACUUUCCAUCUUUAAGAAAGCAAACGAGAAAUUCACUGACCAACACAAAAUGUUCAGGAAAGCAAAUGAUCCUCUUCUCUAUCUGGAAAAAAAGAAAGAGGAGUACUUCAGUAUUUUCCAGAAAUACUGUCUAGGAGCAGCAUCAACUGCCAUUUUUGGUGAGAUUAUCUGUCAGAAACUGAAAGAGCCCAUCGAACAGAGUGUCUACAAAAACACUGCCAGAGAUUUAGCAGGUGAAAUGAGAACAAACUGUGAAUCACUGAAUGGAAACAGAUCAAAAUUGGAGAAACACAUCCUGAAGACACUGGCAGAAAAAGAGAAUUUUGACAUGGACAUGAACUACAUUCUAAAUCCCAGAGAUCACUUCGAGAAUUUCAUCAGAGAUGAAGUCAGUCAGUACAUCACUGAUAAGUUCAGUGUCAGUGUUCUGCCCAAGAUGAAAAUGAACAUGAAACUCCUGCAGCAGAAGAUCAUGGAAGCAGCUCAUGAAUCUACUGAACAUGUUAAAGUGAACAGUGGAGAUGUUGAUUUGUGGUUGAAGUGUUUCACACAGAAGCUCUCAGAAAUGCUGAUAUUCUCUGAAAGAGACCUCAAUGGAGUUAGUCAUGAUAAUUUUGAUGAUGUCAACCUCAUAGAAGAUGUGAUAAGUAAAGAACUUCCUGCUGUAAUAUCUGACAUAAGCAGUAAAUUCAAUAGAGGAUCUUUUACAGUAAAUCUGGAACAUAAGGACAGGCCAGACAAGAUUCUGAUUGAUCACUUCUGUCAGUGCUGUUGGGUUCAGUGUCCUUUCUGUGCUGCCAUUUGCACCAACACAAUAGAAGACCAUGAGGGAGAUCACUGUGUUUCUUUCCAUCGAGUUAAUGGACUUAACGGGACAUACUAUAGGUAUACGACAAAUUUGUCUACUCAGAUCUGCACAACAGCAGUAGCAAAUAGUGAUCUUUCAUUUUAUCCAAAUGAAUCAGAUGAAUUAGUCCUCUGGAGAGAAUACAGAACAGCAGGUCCUCAUUUUGCUAACUGGUGCAUCACCCCUGAUGUCUCUGAACUGCCGUACUGGAAGUGGUUUGUGUGCAGAUUCCAGAAAGAUCUGGAAAAACACCAUAAUAAAACAUUCCAGGAGAGUGGAAAGAUCCCAGAUGAAUGGAGAGAAUACACAAAACAGGAAGCUAUUAAGAGCUUAGAUAAAUACAUCUAAUGAAGCAGAUUAAGAAUGAAUUAUUUCUACAGCACCUGAAUACUGUUUGGAUGCUUUUGCUCCAUGCUUUGUUCCUUUGCUUUUGUAUCUUAACCUCUAAUUUUCAUAUCAGAAGCUCAGCACAGUGCUCAAAAACCUAAUUUGUCACCAACACUAAAACAAGAGAAUUUUGUGACUGAAAUAUAACUAUAAAAUUACAUAUCCUUUCAAAGUGGUCUAUCAGACUCCUACUGCCGGUUGUUUACAUUCCUGAAACGGGACAACACAGCUGCCUUCACACAGACAGAUGACAAAGAAAGUGCCUACUUUCAGCUUGAAAUCCACUUGCUGCACAUACUGCAACAGACUUCUAUAAAAGAUUGCAGUUCUUGAAACAAAAUUACUUGCGGUCUGCCACCCCUGAAGGGACACACAGGAAAGUGUCAAUGUGGACCCCCUCAUCCUGUAGAUGGUGAGUCCUGUUAACAUAGCGUUCCCCGACAGGCUAUACUGAGCCCAGAUAAACAGCAGUAUAGGUGUCAAAAGUAACUGAUGAAAGUGAGAGCACAAACCAAUGGCAUAAACAGGGAGCUAGACCUAAAAGUGCUCGAGACAUCAGACUGUCAUGAGUAUUACAUAUUGCAGCAUUAGCAUCUUCCACCCCAGAAAUGGCUAUGACCCAGCUAACCAAAACUGAUAUUCUUCCACCCCCCAAUACAUCUUAAAUAUAGAUUUGAACCACCAAUUAAUGUGGAUGAAGAAACUGAAAGCGUGCUCAGACAUAGACCACAUCAGUCUAAAAUUGCAGCUAGCAGGUGCUCAAGAUUCAGCAGUUAGCGGUGUUCUGCUGAGAUUACAGCUGAGCCCAACACUCUGAUAGUGGGUGACUCCAUCAUUAGAAGCAUUGAUAACCGGGCUACCACUACUUGCUGCCUUCCUCAAGCAACUGUUUCUGAUGUAAAUAAGGAACUUUGGAUCAUUCUGAUGAAUCAUAAGACUGUUAACUGGGUUAUUAUUACAUGUGGGAAAAAAUAAUAUUCAGAAGGAGCAGUCAGAACUCCUUAAGAGGGAUUUCAAUGAACUCUUGGAAGAUUGAAAGUUCAUUCAUCAGUGGACCACUCCCAGCCCGAGGAACAAAUAUGUAUUCUCGGUUCUCAGCCUAAACACAUGGCUGUAUAGAACCUGCAAUAUGAGAAGACUGAACUACAUUGACAAAGUCAAACAGAACUGUUUAAAUCAGAUGGCCUUCACCCAAACAAACUUGGUGCAAAAGUGUUAAAGGACAAUAUCUACUUCUCCCUCCUUCAUCCAUCUGCAACGUACACAAAUCCACUCAACCUGGAUGGCACACAAACACCACAGCAGUGUCAGGGUGACCACAUGAUUGCACUCCAGCACCAGAAUGGAUAUUUGAUUGACAAAUCCCACAAUAACACAGCACAGCCACAACAUUCACUGUUCAGGGCCACAAUCCAGGCUAGGCCCCAUCCAUAGAGCAUACUACAGUCAGAAUGUGAUAAAUUGGAACUGUUCCAAGUUUCAGCAUCCAAGAAUGACUUCCUGGAAAAAGAGCAACCCUCCACCUCCCUCAGAGAACUCUCUGGCCAUUGCCACAAUGCUAGGGCACACAUCGUCCUUCUUCUGAUCUUGGUGUACAACAAACAUGGAAGUUGCACCAGUGGAUUUGUUGGCUUGCCAUUGCCUGCUUCACCUACCAGUGAUUGCUUUACCUGUUUUGUACCUGUUGGUUCUAUUCCUCUGUUCUUCAGUUCAAAGAGUUUUAUCACUUCACGUUUAUGAUUGUUUAUUUUUUCUGGAUAUUUGAGCCUCUGUCAUGGACACCUGCAGUCACCACAAUGGAGGGGAAAAGUUUACUCACCCUCCAUUUCUUACGCUGUUAACAGUGGACAUUUAUCUAUUGGACUUGGCAGUAGAAAAUUACUCUAGCUUUGAGGUACAGAUGCUUCAAUUAGAUUGGCUAAGCCCUGUUCUUUGUGCACUUAUUUAAGUCAAGUCAUUUUUAUUUGUAUAGCGCCUUCACCACACACAUCAUUUCAAAGCAGCUUUACAGAAAGUCAUGCAUUAACAGAAAAUGAUACCAUAAUAUCUAUAAAGUCUUAGAGUCAUCAUUGUGUAGUUUGAUUAAAUACAAUUAUGAAGUGUGUAUAAAAAUAAGUAAUUAAAUUAUAAUUGUAUUUAGAAACCCAGUGAGCAAGCCGAAGGCAACUGUGGCAAGGAACACAAAACUCCAUAAGAUGUUGGUUAAUGGAGAAACCAGACUCACUGUGGGGGCCAGUUCCCCUCUGGCUAACAGCAUGAAUAUAAUGCCAAUAUUACUUAUUUAUGUGCAGUGCAAGUCAUGGUUUAAAAUGAUUAAACUAAGUGUUAGGGGCCAGUGUUUAAACAAGACUUUGUAUGAAUGAUAAGAUUAAUGUCUAAUGUCUUUGAAGUUCAUCUUGGAUUAACUGCAGAAGUUCAUACAGAUGUAUUGUCCUUUGUUAGUUUGCUGAUAAAGGCUUUUGUUGGCAAUUUAUUGAUAGUCUAUGUAUUCCAUUUUAAGAGUGUUGUCCAUCAUUAGACCCAGGUGAUGCAGGCCGAGAUCAGUGAGGUGCUUCGCAGUUCAACCGCCCGGAAAUUUUGGUAAGGUCUAUCCUAAGUCCAAGGCUCAGGAAAUGGCAUAUGAAGUACCACAUGUCUUAUGGUUGGAGUUGGCAUCAGUUCAUCCUCUGAGGUCCAUCAUAAUAGACUGAAGUGAUGUCUGGCUGGCACCAGCUGCAUUUUGUCGUCAUCACUCAGUGACACAUAGCACUGGAGUCCGAUACCAAGCAGGAAUGGAGCUGGAUCCGGCCGGUUCUGGAUAGGAGUCCCGAGGUUGAGACAUGGAAACAAAUAGAAUAACAUUAGCGUAGAUGCAAUUAACUUUUUGCAGAGUUAUAGAUCAUGAUCAAUGUUUCAGUUUCCAGCAGACCUAACUAAAGCAGCCGAAUUUUGUGGUGAAGAAUAAAUUAGGUGUAUGUCUGGCUAAAUAGAUGAGUCUUUCAUCUAGACUUAAACUCAGUGAGUGUGUCUGCAUCCCGAACAGUGUUAGGGAGACUAUUCCAUAGUUUAGGCACCAAAUAGGAAAAGGAUCUACCUCCUUUUGUGGAUUUUGAUAUUCUAGGAACUAUUACCAUGCCAGAGUUUUGUGAUCAUAAUGAAUGUGAUGGAAUAUAGCAUGGUAGAAGAUCAUCUUAAGUACUGCGGAGCUAGACCAUUCAAAGCUUUGUAUGUUGUUAACAGAACUUUAAAAUGAAUAUGAAAUUGAACAGGUAGCCAAUGUAACGAUGAUAAAAUUGGGCUAAUAUGAUCAUAUUUCUUUGUUCUAGUUAGCACUCUGGCUGGUGCAUUUGAGCCAAUUGAAGUUUAUUUAUUGAUCUUGCUGGACAUCCUCCCAGUAAUCAUUACAAUAAUCUAGUCUUGAGGUCAUGAACGCAUGAAUUCAUUUUUCAGCAUCAGCAACAGAGAGCAUGUGUCGUAAUUUAGCAAUAUUUCUUAGGUGGAAGAAUGCUGUGCUACAGAUAAUGGAAAUUUGAUUUUCAAAUGACAUUUGAAAAAGUUCUUCGCUGUAGAAGACGAUGUAACAGUACAUCCAUUGAGAGUCAAAUUAUAUUUUUGCGGCUUAUUUUUUUUUAGAGGUUUUUGGUCCAAUAAUUAGUACCUCUGUUUUGUCAGAAUUGAGUAAAAGGACAUUUCUGGCCAUCCAAUCUUUGAUUUUAUUGAUACACUCUGCUAAUUAGGAGAAAUGUGAAAUUUCAUUGGGUUUUGAAGAAAUAUAAAGUUGGGUAUCGUCGGCAUAACAGUGGAAACUUAUUCCACGAUUCCUGAUAAUAUCUCCCAGGGGAAGCAUAUAUAAGGAGAAAAGCAGAGCCGUGUUCCCACUCUUUUCAAGGCUCAAUUUUACAGGACAUUUCCAGGACAUUUUAUGUGCCCAACAAGUGUAAAAUUUAAGGAAAAACACAUAUGUCCAUUUAAAUUGAGCUUUUAUUUUGGCGUUUCUGUUUAUGUCGGUAGUUUCUCACCUCCAGAUAAGCAGUUUGCCCCAUGGCCCGGUGUGAUUAUAAAACCCUGUAAACCUGUGAUUCAGUUUAAUAAAUACAUAGUCUGUAUGUGCUCCACACUUCAGAGUUCUCUCUGUCUCUGUCAUCUCACACACAAAAGCACACGUGAUGAUCAUGAUGAGGUGUUUUCAUUGGAUGAACGGCCGGCUCUACACGCAUCACUUACAGAUUAUUUAUUUAUUCAAUUAAAUCAGAUACUUUUUUUAUUUAAUUAUCACACUAGGACAUAUCACAAUUGUAAUUGUAUUAACUGUACAUUGAGAAAUAAAUUUUUGUCCAAAUAUGUCAUAUUCCACGACAUUCUGUGUUUUAUUGCUAAUGCCAUUUUUAUUGGAUUCUGUGUUUACCGCAUACUACAUGUAGUAACUGCGGUAUAAGCGGACUCCGAUUGUUGAUUUAUUGAAAAUUAAUUCACAUCCCGAGGUAUUAAGGCCGAAUCAC
Myxocyprinus asiaticus (Chinese sucker) is the source of this 10672-nucleotide messenger RNA. RefSeq names its product interferon-induced very large GTPase 1-like. NCBI's taxonomy places the organism in Eukaryota, Metazoa, Chordata, Actinopteri, Cypriniformes, Catostomidae. Gene Ontology annotation, molecular function: GTP binding. The record is from RefSeq and is a predicted model, not a curated record.